Molecule: messenger RNA, 4140 nt
Organism: Cinara cedri
Lineage: Eukaryota; Metazoa; Arthropoda; Insecta; Hemiptera; Aphididae
Source: the annotation of a GenBank genome assembly
UAUAUAUUAUAUUGUCAAAUGUAUACCUAAAUAUUCUGUUGGUAGUAUUGUAUGUUGGCUUUUUGUAGUAGUAGAAAUAAAUAAACAAUUUUACUUGAUCUAAUUUUUCGUUAUCGAAGUUUAAAAGAAUUACAAGUUUUUAACAUACGUAAAAUAUUCUAUGACCACCAUGAGCAUGAUAAAUGUAAAAAUUUAAAAUUAUUUUUUUUAAAUUUUCAAUUAGGUUUAUAAUUUCCUGAGCGUUAUCACCCAAAGUUCUGGUGAUUUAAUACUAUCAUAUUCAAAACCUAUAUUUUUUUUAUCAAAUAAUUUAUAAUAAAUAUUGUUCUGUAAGCAUAGGUUAACUAAACGUUAUUUAACAAAUUAUGUUUAAUUUUUCAUUGUGGUUAUAUUAUUUAAUGUUUAAUUAUUAACAUCCUCAAACAUGGAAACAACUAAACGACCACUAAAUGAAGAUGAGACAGAUAAACAAGAACUAUCAUUGCCGCAGAAAAAGCACUACAGGCAAAGGGCUCAUUCAAAUCCUAUUGCCGAUCAUGAUUUCAUUUAGUAAAUACUUAUUUUAUUACAAGUUGAUUUAAAAAAACUUAAUUUAAUAAUAAUGAUUUUAAUUUUAAUAAAGUCCGAGUUGUCCAGAAAAUUAUGAUUGGUCAAUACUAUAUCCAGAUAUAAUGAAAAAAGAUUCUAACAUUUUUAACAAACGCGUUGAAAUGUUGGAUAUCGGAUGUGGUUAUGGUGGUCUUUUGGGUAAAUAUUUAAUACUAAAUAAUGUGUAUUCAACAAAAAAGUAUAUUUAAUAUAUUUUAGUUACUUUGUCACCCUUGUUUCCAAAUUCAAUGAUUCUUGGCAUGGAGAUUAGAGUGAAAGUAUCUCAAUAUGUAAUUGAAAGAAUUAAAGCUCUUAGAGCCCAACAACCAAACUGCUACAGUAACAUAGCAUGUAUAAGAACAAAUGUAAUCAAGUACUUACCAAAUUUUUUUAAAAAGGGCCAAGUGAGUAAACCAAUACAAUAAAUGCUACAAUAUUAAUGGUAUAGCUUAAAUAAUAUAUUUUUUAGAUUAAAAAGAUGUUCUUCCUUUAUCCAGACCCCCAUUUCAAAAAGUCUAAACACAAAUGGAGAAUUAUUAAUGAUACCACUUUGUCUGAGUAUGCGUAUGUGCUGGCUGAACAAGUAUAUAUUAAUUAUUUUUUUAAAAAUCCUUGUAAUUCAGUUUUGUAUAUCUACUGUUUUUAGGCAUUAGUGUAUACUAUUACUGAUGUUGAAGAUUUGCAUGAAUGGAUGGUUAAACAUUUCUCUGAACAUGGGCUUUUUAAACGUAUAGAAGAAGUAAAUUUAGUAAGUUUACACAAGUGUUAUGUUUAUAAUUACUUAAUUUAACAUAUUUUUUGAUGGUUACAGAAAGAUGAUCCUGUUGUUGAUAAACUUUAUGAAAGUUCCGAAGAAGGUAAAAAAGUAACACGAAAUAAUGGAAACAAAUUUGUAGCCGUUUUUAUGCGAAUAAGUAAUCCUGUUUUGUAAUAUAAACAAAAUUAUAAAAAUAAUUUUUACAUAAUAGUAAUUAAUAUUAAUAACAGCUUUAAGUGAAUUGAAAUCGAAUAUAAGGUAUUUUCUUCUUUUAAAAAAUGGUCCCACUUCUGUUAGUAGAGUUCUCUACUCAAAUGUGUCCACAAGAUGUUCCUUUGCUGAUUAUAUCUGCACAUUAACCAUUCUCAUCCCACCCAUGACUAAGGUUCAACUGCCUUCUACCUAAACUUAACCUGUCUGUCCGCAGAGUUACUUCUGCAUUUCUUACCUCAAUAAUUUAAUUACCAAGUCCUCAACUCUUCUAUUCAAAGUAAACUAAAGUUCUCUAUCAUAGUUAAAGACCUGAUUUAUAUUCUCUUAAAACACCUAAAAUAUGAUGCUUAUAUUCUCUUAUAAACCAUAAAAUAUUCUCAUUAUAUUCUCUUAGAAGUUUGAAAACUAUGCAAAAAUAAUCAAUGAACAUUAAUGUAUGCUUUAAUAUGCAAUUUUCAUGUUUAGUGAAUGGUAACUUAUAAUAGGUAGGUACUAAACACUAAAUCUUUUUAUCAAAAUGAAAAAAAAAAAAUUAGAAAUGUUCAAAAUAUAUUUUUCUAGGUACUGUAUUAUUAAAAUUAAUAUUUUUUUCUCACAAUUUACAAAAUAUGCGAAAUAAGCUAAAUAUUCCUCAGCCCAUGAAAUAUUCUUAAAAAUGCAAAAAAAUAAUCUUUUUCCUACAAACUCAGAAUUAAACGAAUUGUCAACAUUUCUUACUCUCAUAAGACUGCAUAAACUCAGUAACAAUAUAUAAAAACAUAAAUUCGGUCUUUAAUUAUAGUAUAUGUUGUGUAUUAUUUAUUUCGUUUUUUUUUUUUUUAAUAACCAGUAAUUACUUAUUAAUAAGGUACUUUAUUGUGUACCUUUGUACUAUUUGUUAUUAAAUUGUAACUUAAUGUGUAGUCAUUUUGGGUUUUUCUGUUAUGUAUAUAAGAUUUAAUAAAUAAAUACAAUUCUACCUUUAAUAUCAUUCAAAUAUUUCAUUUAAGAGUUAUUAAUGUCCAUUAGAAUGGGAGGUCAUUAACAUUUUUCCCUAAUGCUAUAGUUUUCUGAUUGAAAAUAAUGUAUUUUUUUUUUUAUCAUUAUUUUUGGACUUAUAAUUUUUUUUUUUUAAAUCAUUUUAAGCGCGAAUUUAAAAGUGUUUUACCAAGCAUCAGGUAUACCUAAGUUUAUCAAUCUAAGAUACUUGAUAGAUGUGAUUUCAGUCACAAUGGUGAUGUAAUUGAAAGCAGAAAAAUUUCUACAUGAUGGAAUUUAUUAGAACUUUUUUAACGGGGAAGAUUGUACAUUUGUUUAUAUUAUAAUAUAUCAAGACAUUGAGUACUGACUUCUGAAUUUCUUUGUAAUAAUAAUAAAUAUAGCUUUAUUUGUUGAUAUUAUGGUUGACCAUAAUUAUUAUUCUAGCUAAAUGGAUAAUAAAAAUGCAUAAAUUAAAUACAAACUUGUAUUGAACUUACAUAAUAUAUAAUAUACAGUAGGUUACUUACCUACUUCGUGAGGUUAACCCUUAAGGUUACUGGUUUAAAAUCUUAAUAAAUAUAUCAUUUUAGAUUUCAAGUGGAGCAAAAAAGCUUAUGGUUUUAAAAGAUAUUUUUUUAUCUAUGUGCAAUUUUUUUACAGGGUAAUACUUAUAUUGCUCUGAUUUUUAAGUAUAGUACCUUUUCUAAAAGAAAAUUGGUGUGGGGAUGUACUUUAGGAAAGUUAUUUUCGAUUAUUUCAAGAGUUUUCUCAUCAAAUGUGAAAAACUAUAAAAAAAAAAGGGGGGGGGAAAUUAACAAAAUACAUUACUAAAAUAUUAAGUUUUUUUUUUCUGUGCACAACUUUUUAACCAGCAAUUUUGCUCCAACUUUUAAUGAUAGCAUUAUUUCUAAAAGAAAAUUUCACUAUAUAGAUACUUUAGAGUGGUUAUUUUUUUGAUUUUGCCAAGAGUUUUCCUGAGUGAAUGUGAAAACCCCGGAUGAAACAUGGGAAAACUGAGAAAAACGUAGGAAACUGGGAAAAUCGGUACAGCAUUAAACAAUUAUUAUUAAAAAAAAUGUAUAAAGCCUAUUUAAUUAUUUUACUAUAAUAUGACAUAUAUUGUUGACAAAGCAUCACUAUUAUCUAAACUCCGCUCAAAAUCCUUUUUUUGUUAACAGUUGUAUUUCGUUGCUUGUAGGUAUGCUUUAAAUAAUUUAUAUUAGUGGCUGCAUCCGUCCCUAUUAUCUUAGAACAUCUUUUUUCCUCUUAAACCUAUUUCAAUAAUAUGGUUGCAUUUAACUUUUUCUGAACCUUCGACAAAAGGAUUUUUAAAAUCACCAAUAUAUUGAAUUAUGUCGUUGAUUUCUUUUAUAGAAUUAAACAUUAUAUACUUUUAUUACUACAAAUUGUAAACAAAAUAAGUUUUAAUAAGGAAAUUUAAAAAAACUAGUAAUAAUAAAUGGAUUAUUUUGUGUAAAUUACUAUUUAUUAUUCUAAUGCUAUUAAAGUGCCCAUCUCCCCGUUAGCCUUAUCAUUAGUGUCGGCUAAAGCGCUACCUAUAGUUCCUUUAAAUCUUGAAUAGUGAAACCGGGUAAGACACAUUUGAUUCCCGCCAAUACCGA